UCCCUGUCUUUGCAGGUGGACUCCUGCGCCGAGGACUCCCGCCUCCUGUUCCGCCACCAGGCCUGCGCCGACGUCCCGGGCUCAGAGAGCUUCGAGGAGGAGCUGGUGUGCCUUGGCUCGUGGAAGGACGGCUCCAACCACUACCUGGUGGGGAAGGUGAACCACAUCCACGCCAACAGUGACGAGGACCGCUACAGGUGCUUCAUCUACGAGCACCCGCACCGCCAGGGGGACACCGCCACCUGGAACCUCGCGCAGUCCGCCGACGCCACCUGCCAGGGCCUCAUCUCCGCCCACGAGGGAAGCAAGACCAUGAAGCUUACGAAAGUGACCCACAGCGGCAAGAAGUGCAAGUUCCCGGCGUGGCUGACCGCCCACCGCCACUGGCACACGCUCGACUACAGCCAGAGCUACUACGUCUACCACAAGAACACGUCCCUUCGGAUCAGCAACGGGACGGCCGCUCCGGAGGACCUCGAGACCCGGGGCCACACCGACCUCCGCCUCGUGUGCCACAAGUACGAGAGCCACCGCGACCACCGGCGCAGCGACCACCACACCGGGGACCACCACAAGCACCACCGCGACCACAGGGAGCACCGUAGCAGCGAGCACACCGAGGACGACUAUGUCACGGUCGUGGUUCACGUCACGGUGGGAUGCAAGAGCGGCUACCAGUGCAUGCGCAUCUACCGCCGCGACGACCACGUGGUGCAGGCGCGCGUGGGCGAGCUGGCCUUCAUGGCGGAGGAGGCGUGCUCGACCCACUACUGGUCGCCCACGUCCACCAACCUCACCACCCUGGUCGCCGCCGGGGGACCGCCGCGCUCCUGCGGCACCUUCGGCAGGUACAGCGUGACCGAUCCGACGGCUACGUGCGCCGGAGACACGCGGUCCUUCACGCGCGUCACCGUCGGCUGCUCCACGGGCGAGGAGCUGCAGCUGCACGCGCGCUGCCCCGAGGAGACCAUCAACAGUGAGUAG
Penaeus chinensis is the source of this 984-nucleotide messenger RNA. RefSeq lists its product as uncharacterized. The annotation marks the transcript as partial. Lineage: Eukaryota; Metazoa; Arthropoda; Malacostraca; Decapoda; Penaeidae. The transcript is spliced from 5 exons. The record is from RefSeq and is a predicted model, not a curated record.